Molecule: messenger RNA, 384 nt
Organism: Symbiodinium sp. CCMP2592
Lineage: Eukaryota; Dinophyceae; Suessiales; Symbiodiniaceae
Source: the annotation of a GenBank genome assembly
AUGGCGGCGACACCAACGACGCCGAAGCCUUUUCUGGUGCUCAGUGACAGCACCCUGCAACACUUGCUUUGGAAGGGGGCCAAUGGCCAAUCAUAUGGCAUCAUCGAUGUUAACCAGGGUGCACUGCACGGCUAUGUCAUCUCCUGCCCGGGAACCACUCUUACCGCAGAAUAUGCGGCCAACAAGCCGCCGAACCCGGCAGUGCUGGAAGUGCUGGCCUGGCAGUUCAUUCGGGUUUUGGGCGAGACUCGCCUGGCAUCUCCGCGAAAGCGAUCUGCGCAGCCAAAGCUCUUGUUCUCUCUGGACUUGACGACCCGGCCCUGGAUGUUGCCCGACUUCGGGCAGGAUGUGCUCUCUUGGCAGACUCGGAACUCCUCAUCCUAA